AUGAACAACACGAAGGAUCACAGAGGGGUCAUAAACGUGCUCUCCCUGCUGCUCGCGUUGUUUCUGAUCAAAGAAUACUACACGCUGUUUGACCAACGAAAUGUAAAAAAUAUUUAUCGCUUGCUGCACGUACACAAUCCGCUAUUCACAUGCGUCAUCUUCGUUUUGAUAGGCACACGGUCGAUCCUGCUGUACGCAAGGACGAACUUGCCAUGUCUCAUCGUGAGCGAGAUCAUCAUCUACUACCUGAUUUAUACGCAGACCCACGGCAUAGUAUCGUGCAAUACAACUCUGCUGUCCAUGAUUAAUUUCAUGAAAUUGUAUUCAUUUAUUUUCGAAACAACGAAUUGCGGCAAAACGGUAGAGCACGUGAUGGAGAAUGGAAGCAGCAGUGCUACACGGAGCGUGGACCACAGCAGAAAUGUGCAGAGAACCGAAGAAAAACAGGACGAUGUCCCUCCUGAGAUAGAGUUGACAUAUUUUAUCAGAUUUCUGUUUCUGCCAACGCUUUGUUUCUCCGAUGCUGCACGACGCAGGAAGAGAAGCGUGCCAGCCCUGUUUCACAAUCUUUUGAUGGCAUGCAUUUUCUUUUUGCUUGCAAACUUUCUCGUUGCAUUUUACAUUGUGCCUCUCCUUGAACAGCACACUGUAUUCGAUUUUUUAACCGACAUAUCCGUCUUCGUUCGGGUGUCUGCAACCUCGUUCAUCUUCUGGAUCGCGAUGUUUUUGUUCUUUUUCAAGUACUAUCUGUCAUUUCUCGCCGAAUGCACGAAUUACGAGAAUAAAAUCUUCGGUGAAUGGUGGAAUGCGCAGUACUUCAGAGAUUUUUGGCGGCUGUGGAACAUACCGACACAUGAUUGGCUUAGAAGGUACGUUUUUGCGCCAUUUUAUCUCCUGUUCAAAUCCAAAUGGCUCAGCUCUCUGGUAGUGUUCAUUAUUUCUGGUGUUCUACACGAGAUCGUGUACAUCCUAACCUUUAAAAAGAUAGGUGUGGUUGUGUUUAUGAGCAUUUUAUCGCAGUUUCUUUUCAUAUACCUGGAGCAUGCGCUGUUCGGUCCAGGAAACUUGCUGUUCUGGUUCCUUUUCUGCUUUAUCGGACAGCCGAUAUUUUUGUUGUCGUUGCGGAAAAAGAUUCUGUCUGUCGUGUCUAUAAAGGUUUGAGUAUCUGUUAUUUUUUAUAAAAGCACC
This is a messenger RNA of Vavraia culicis subsp. floridensis, 1188 nucleotides long. RefSeq lists its product as uncharacterized. The record is from RefSeq and is a predicted model, not a curated record. The transcript has a single exon. NCBI's taxonomy places the organism in Eukaryota, Fungi, Microsporidia, Pleistophoridae. Gene Ontology annotation, cellular component: endoplasmic reticulum membrane. Gene Ontology annotation, biological process: triglyceride biosynthetic process. Bases 1 to 1161 code for a protein of 386 amino acids. Gene Ontology annotation, molecular function: diacylglycerol O-acyltransferase activity.